AUGCCACCUCCACAUCUUGAAUACAAACCCAUCGAUCACUCGAUCGCCCAAAUCCGCGUCUUGACGAUCCACCUAGGGUCGUCCGACGAUCCAAUCUUAUGCUCCCUGACCCGCCACAGCCUGCAACAUGAAAACGACUACGAAGCCCUCUCCUACACUUGGGGGGAUCCAACCCGCAAUUACUUGAUUUCCAUCGGCGCGGCCUCUCUGCCCGUCACCAAGUCAGCUCAUGAUGCUCUUCGCCACCUCAGACUCAAAGAUCGGGACCGCCGGGUCUGGAUCGACGCCAUCUGCAUCAACCAAGACGACAAUACAGAGAGGAAUCGCCAGGUCGAGUACAUGGGACAAAUAUUUAAGGGCGCAUCCCGUGUUCUUGCAUGGCUGGGCCCAACUAAUCCUGGGACCGACGAGGCCUUUGAGCUCAUUAGAGCUGUUUCUGCGAAGUCCCCCAUGAAGCCGGCUCUGGACGUGUGGCGCGCCAUUGAGCCUUUGACAACCCUGAUGAACCGGCCUUUUUGGAGCAGAACAUGGAUUCUACAGGAGGUCAUUUGCCCAGAAAAAGCGCCGCUUAUCGGAUGUGGGAACAAGUGGGAAGACUGGGAGACAUGGGCUGCUGCCAGCCCUCUGGCUAUGGGGGAGGAGCUUGAAGACGUCUUGAACCCAAAGUCGAGCAUAUUAGGGCGUCAAACUUUGAAGGCAUACACCAAGGCUUUCGAAAUGUUCUCGGGGAUCGACUAUCUGCGACAGCAGUCUUAUGAGCUCCAACACCACCACAGUGGCCAGGGCAUCACCAACCUAAACGAGGUCCUCACCGUGAGCAUCAAUACGGAAUUUUCCGACCUUCGAGAUCACGUCUUUGCCAUUGUUGGCAUGAUACACUUUGAUGGGAUUGCGGCGGGCAUUCACCCUCCCAAACCGGAUUACAACAAGCACGUGUCGGAGGUCUACACCGAAAUGGCAAAGUUGUCGAUUGAGAGUGACAAGACACUGAUUAUUUUGUUUCUUUGCACCCAUCUCAGGACCCAUCUCACGACGUGGGAGACAUACCUCCCUUCCUGGACGCCGGACUUUUCCUGCAAUAUUGAAGCUCUCCGGUACCCGGCACUGAGUCGGGUAACGAGAAGUGUGCCAUCUCGAAGCGAGCAUCUACCGGUUGUAUCAAACGCGGGAGUGCUGCAGGUUCACGGCAAGUUGGUUGGCAUAAUUCACAGGACAUAUAGCCUGCAGAAGUGGUGGACGAACCUCGACAGACUUAUACGAUUUGUCGGCCCUAUCAAUGAGGCAUGUCUCGUCGAGUUGUACAGCUGCCUCACAGGUGGCCAGGACCUUGCUGAGGAGUCAUUUGACUGGUUCAAGGAAGCCAUCAGUCGUGCUUCUCUCAAGGUGGAUGGGCUUUAUCUCGACGCCGAGCCCGAGAACAAUAAGAUUAACAAGACUGAGGUCAUUGAGGCCAUCACGCACACCACCACACUGAGUGCUAGCAGAAGUGCACCGCACCGCCAGAUCUACAUGGCAACCGGGCUAGGUUCCAAUUCCAGGUUCCGACUCGGACUGGGUUCGCCUGACUGCAGGGAGGGCGAUCUUGUUUGCUUGGUUGCACGAGGUCACGCUCCACUAACCCUGAGAUUUAGUCACAAUGGUUACUAUGAGUAUGUUGGUGACUCGUAUGUGCCUGGCUAUAUGGAAGAGGACAUGGAACACGCACUGGAAGGGGAUAUCGGGAUAGAAUGGACAAGAUUUGACAUUCUCUAA
Podospora pseudopauciseta is the source of this 1752-nucleotide messenger RNA. RefSeq lists its product as uncharacterized. The record is from RefSeq and is a predicted model, not a curated record. NCBI's taxonomy places the organism in Eukaryota, Fungi, Ascomycota, Sordariomycetes, Sordariales, Podosporaceae. The transcript has a single exon. Bases 1 to 1752 code for a protein of 583 amino acids.